AUGACUUUAUCUGGGGAGAUAAGAACGAGGCCAGCCCCUCAUCCCUGGGCGUUGGAGGAGCCAUCCAUAUAUAAGGUCUACAAGAGCUGGGUUAGGUCAAGGGUGCCGUUGCUGUCGACGUGGACCAGGUUCGAGGGAAGAGUGGGUUCAUUAAUGAUUUGGGGAACAGUCAAAGCUUGGGGUUUUGUAAAUUCGAAGAUGAAGUCGGCAAUUGCCUGUCCCUUUGUAGCCAGGCGGGGUUUAUAG
This is a messenger RNA of Prunus armeniaca (apricot), 246 nucleotides long. NCBI's taxonomy places the organism in Eukaryota, Viridiplantae, Streptophyta, Magnoliopsida, Rosales, Rosaceae. The record is from the annotation of a GenBank genome assembly.